AUGGGUGCAAUCAACCCAACCGAUAAGCUCGUUGAGAUUUACAUAAACGGGCAGCAGGCCGUAAACCUACAUAUGCGUUUAGGUAGGGCUGGAUGUGGCUACUUUGUGGACUAUGUCGAAUCGCUCUUUUCUGACAGUGAUUCUGAUUUACCAUCAGCGGAAGGAUUUUUUGAUUCAGGAAAGCCCAUUGGACGCAUUCGUUCAGCUGAAGAUGUUAAUGGAAAGACUUUAAAUCCACAUAAACACCCUCUACGCGUUAAAAAGCCAAGGAGGGAUGCGUCCGUCAGCGAGUCCCAGUCAAAUACGGAGGAGGAUGUUAAAUACUACGUUUCCUCUCCCACUUCACCUGAAUGUCUGUCGGAUAGUGAAGUGGGAAGUCAAUCUCGUGGAAUGGUUCAGGUUUGUGGUGAUAUGGAUUCAAGGAGAUUUGGUGCCAUUUCAGAUGUGGGGCAUAUUGUUCAAAAAGACCCAACCGUUGGUGAUUCAGUCUCAAAGAGUUUUCAGACUUGUCAAGCUUCUGAUCAAAAGGGUGUUUACUUGGAAGAUCUUGUGACGCCAUCAGUUGAUGAAAAUAUUAAGCGAGCAUAUUUGUAUGUUAGAAAAUCGAAUGAGCGUUUGAAUCCGGGUCAGAAGGCUACUGAUGCUGGAUCUAAAUCGGACUCAGGAAAUGGUUCCUGCUUGAAGCUUGAUUCCUCCAAUAACUUGGAACUCAAAAUCUCACUAUGUGGUGGUCUUCCCACUGACGGUCAAAUGGACCACGAACGCUUUUGCGCUCAUUUGGUGACAUUUGAGGAGUUUUCUAAGGAUCCCGCUGGCGUCAUUGCCAACCCAAAUCUCGUCCUUUUAUUUGACGGAAAAUUUUAUAAUUGGAAUACUGUUGCUCCUAUGAUACUGAGUCGUGUCUGCUUUCAAGCUGAAUUACCGUACGGCUCUGUUCUUCGGUUAGAGGAAUCCUUUAUGCCAAAGAAACAACCACGCCGCAGAGCCUGGUUCACCUGGAGCACGAGCGGUCCCGAGUCACAGCCUACCGCGAGUACGGAUGCUGAUAAAACGACGGCCGAGGUUCCGCAAGAAACACGAAACGACCAUCCUCCAUCUGCCACUGCUUCCUUGGCUGAGGAGUGCCAAGUGCCUCAACGCAGAAUCACUCUUACUUCAAGAGAGGUGGAGUGUCUGGGAUUGAGACCAGGUGCGAAUAACAUUGAGUUUCGGAUAGUCACAAAGUAUCAGGGCACCGCCAGCUGCUUGGCAAAGAUUUAUCUCUGGCAAUCAGAUGACAAGGUGAUUGUUUCCGACGUCGACGGAACUAUAACCCGUUCAGACAUUCUUGGCCACCUUCUCCCUGCGCUGGGGCGUGAUUGGACCCACGAAGGAGUUGCUGAACUGUAUUCCAGAUUGGCUGACAAUGGUUACAAAUUCAUUUAUCUCUCGGCUAGAGCCAUCGGUGAAGCAAAUUUGACGCGGGGUUACAUUGAUCAGGUUUGUCAACGUGGUAAGUAUCACCUUCCAGGUGGACCAAUUCUCCUGUCGCCUACAUCCCUACUCGAUGCAUUUCAUCUCGAGGUGAUCGCUCGGACACCAGAGUUAUUCAAAAUCGAGUGUCUUAAAGAAGUGAGGGAGUUGUUUGGACCGGACUCUAACCCUUUCUAUGCUGCAUUUGGAAAUCGUAUCAAUGAUGUGAAGGCUUACAUUGAAUCGGGUUUCGAAUUAGGCCGAAUAUAUACGGUGAAUCCGGGAGGUGAGCUACGAAACGAGCGCCUACCCUGUGUCAGCAAGUCUUUCAACGACAUGGUCAGUCUCGCUGAUUACCUCUUCCCUUGUAUUUCACCAAGGUUAGUCGAGUCGGAUCUAAUAGAGGCGAACGAAGAGGUCUCAUUCACCGACUACAAUGUCCCCACCUCUGAUGUAGAUAUGUCCCUCUUUUCGUCCUUCUCCUUCUGGCGUGAACCCAUUCCUUCCGAAACACCGACCCCCUCUUAG
This is a messenger RNA of Echinococcus granulosus, 1980 nucleotides long. Its product is annotated as Phosphatidate phosphatase LPIN2. Gene Ontology annotation, molecular function: transcription coactivator activity; phosphatidate phosphatase activity. The transcript has a single exon. The record is from RefSeq and is a predicted model, not a curated record. NCBI's taxonomy places the organism in Eukaryota, Metazoa, Platyhelminthes, Cestoda, Cyclophyllidea, Taeniidae. Gene Ontology annotation, cellular component: nucleus. Gene Ontology annotation, biological process: triglyceride biosynthetic process; positive regulation of transcription by RNA polymerase II; cellular response to insulin stimulus. The coding region runs from base 1 to 1980 and encodes 659 amino acids.